Molecule: messenger RNA, 441 nt
Organism: Arabis nemorensis
Lineage: Eukaryota; Viridiplantae; Streptophyta; Magnoliopsida; Brassicales; Brassicaceae
Source: the annotation of a GenBank genome assembly
AUGCCUUUCCCCUUCCUUGCAGCAUGCGUCUUCUGGGACACCGUCGAUUUUCCGUUCCCCCAUGGUUUGCAUCCUGAAUGGAUUUAUCGCCGUACGAAAGAUUUUCUUGAGGGUAAGGGUUAUCUUGGUGCGGCUGAUACCUUGUUACUAAAGGCUUAUAUCGAUGAGAAAAACUUCCCAGAUGGCUAUCGGAAUGACAAAGUCACCCUCCUUCCUAUACCUAUACAAGGGGGUAAAUAUACUCGAGCUGACACUAUGUUAGUGGACAUUGUUCUGUGGGCAAUGGAAAACCCUGCCACUUAUCACAAGCCAGUGGAUUUGAUGGUAAUCUCAGCAAACGUCAAAGAAGGAUCAGACUUCCUCCAUGCCCUUGAAUCUCUGCAAGACAGACAGAUACUACAAUAUCGCCUUAGUCAUGUCUGCUCCGCCCUUAUCAACUAA